CUUACAUUUGAAGGUUGUCAGUUUGCUAAAAGUAGUAAAGACAAGGACGAGAGACACGCGUUACAAGCAGCACGGCAUGCGCGCGCGCACUGUUGUCCUCCAUUACCAUUGGCAACUCCCCUUCCGUUGUUCCCCCGCGAACCUCUCCCCGCCACUCCCUCCGCUCCGUUCGCUCUCCUCCAUGGCCUCCAAGAACGGCUGCUCCUCCAACCCCUCCCCUCCCCUCCCAUUUCUUGAACCCAAUACACCCUCGCCUCCACGUUAGGAGGGAACCCAUCAGCCAAAGAGCCAUACCAUACCCACAGCGAUGUACCAGCACGAGAUACCAGCCAUGCGCCUCUCCCUCCUCCUCCUCGUGGCCGCCGCCCUCUCCGGCCACGCGGCGGCGCAGGUGGUGCCGCCACCAGUCGUGGGCGGCCAGCAGGUGCCAGCGCCGGUGGUGGGCGGCCCGCUGUCGCCGGAGUUCUACAGCCAGUCGUGCCCGCGCGCGGAGCGGAUCAUCGCGGAGGUGAUGCAGUCGAAGCAGAUGGCGAGCCCGACGACGGCGGCGGGCGUGCUCCGCGUCUUCUUCCACGACUGCUUCGUGAGCGGGUGCGACGCGUCGGUGCUCAUCGCGUCGACCCAGUUCGACAAGUCGGAGCACGACGCCGAGAUCAACCACUCCCUCCCCGGGGACGCCUUCGACGCCGUGGUCCGCGCCAAGCUGGCCCUGGAGCUCGAGUGCCCCGGCGUCGUCUCCUGCGCCGACAUCCUCGCGCUGGCGUCGCGCGUGCUCGUCACCAUGACCGGCGGGCCCCGGUACCCCAUCGCCCUGGGCCGCAAGGACUCGCUGUCGUCGUCGCCCACGGCGCCCGAAGUCGAGCUCCCGCACUCCAACUACACCGUCGAUCGCCUGAUCCAGCUCUUCGGCGCCAAGGGGUUCACGGUGCAGGAGCUCGUGGCGCUCUCCGGCGCCCACACGCUGGGCUUCUCCCACUGCAAGGAGUUCGCCGACAGGCUCUACAACUUCCGGGACAAGGGCGGCAAGCCGGAGGCCUUCGACCCGAGCAUGAACCCAUCCCUGGCCAAGGGGCUCCAGGCCGUGUGCAAGGACUACCUCAAGGACCCCACCAUCGCGGCGUUCAACGACAUCAUUACGCCCGGCAAGUUCGACAACAUGUACUUCGUCAACCUCGAGCGCGGCCUCGGCCUGCUCAGCACCGACGAGGAGCUCUUCACGGACCCGCGCACCAGGCCGCUCGUGCAGCUCUACGCCGCCAACUCCACCGUAUUCUUCGACGACUUCGGCCGCGCCAUGGAGAAGCUCAGCCUCUUCGGUGUCAAGACCGGCGCCGACGGCGAGGUCAGGCGGCGCUGCGACGCCUACAACCACGGGCCCAUGCCCAAGUGAUGCGCUGUCGGCCGAUCGAUCGACGACGGCCGGUCGACCUGUGCGACACGACGACCAUGCGUUGCGCGAGGACUCCGCGCCUUCUGCAGGGGUCACGAUGGUGUUACGAUUAAUUUGCGCGGAAAUGUGUUGUGUUUCCUGCUCAAGUAAUUUAAUCCCUUGAACAAAAUGACUCUGAAGUGUUGCUAGUAUGAAUUUCUUGCUUCCUUCCUUUAA
Messenger RNA from Setaria italica (foxtail millet), 1606 nucleotides. Its product is annotated as peroxidase 31. Gene Ontology annotation, molecular function: heme binding; peroxidase activity. The record is from RefSeq and is a predicted model, not a curated record. Lineage: Eukaryota; Viridiplantae; Streptophyta; Magnoliopsida; Poales; Poaceae. The transcript has a single exon. The coding region runs from base 308 to 1390 and encodes 360 amino acids. Gene Ontology annotation, biological process: hydrogen peroxide catabolic process; response to oxidative stress.